AUGCAUUUCCACGCUACUUGGAUCGGUCUGCUCGCAGCUCUCCCCUCGGCCUGGGGAUUCUGGCCGAUCUCCUAUACCGAAACUGCGAGUCCGUACCGCAAUGAUGCGCCUACCGUAAAGGUCGAGACGUUGUUUCAAUUCCCCAACAAUGGCUCGUGGAUCGACAAUCUUGCCUUGCGUUCUGAUGGGAGCGUUCUCCUCACGCGUUUGGAUACGCCCGAAGUCUGGUCGGUAGACACUACCACUGGAAAUGCGACACUGGUUCACUCCUUCGCCAAUGCGACCAGCUGCUUUGGAAUCAGCGAAAUUGACGAUGAUGUCUUUGCCGUCGUUGUGGGCAACUUCUCCACCAAGACGUACCAACCCACCGCUGGGUCCUUCACAGUUCAGCAGCUGGACUUUAACAAUGUUCACACGACCAACAACGAGCAAGGAACCCAAUUGGCAUCGGUAUCCCACAUCGCUGCCCUCCCCGAAGCACAAGCUUUGAAUGGCAUGGCCUCCUUCACGAAGGAGUCGCAUCUAGUGUUGAUUGCGGACAGCCCCAAGGGCGUGGCGUGGAAGCUCAACACGCAGACCGGUGAAUACUCCGUGGCUCUCAAUGAUACCACUAUGCUCCCUGCCGAGGGCCAGGCUCUUCCACUAGGCAUCAAUGGCCUCAAGCUGGUAGAUGACUAUAUCUACUACUCCAGUACGACCCGCAUGCAAUUCGGCCGUGUCAAGGUUAACCAGGAUGCGACCCCGGCCAGCGACUACGAGAUCAUCGCCAGUGGUUUCCUCCCGGACAACAUGGACGUGGCAUCUGAUGGCACUGCAUACAUCGCGACUGACCCGCAGAACUCGGUUGUUCGCAUUACACCAUAUGGUCAGAUCUCUCUUGUGGCUGGUGGUCAGCUUUCUACCCAAAUGCCGGGUCCAACUUCUUGUCGGCUGGCAGCGGAUGAGCAGACUCUGUAUGUUGGUACGAGUGGAGGUCAAGUUGCUCCCGUGCUGGGUACAUUCAUGGAGCCUGCUAAGGUGGUGAAGAUUACGUUUGAGUAA
This is a messenger RNA of Penicillium cataractarum, 1041 nucleotides long. RefSeq lists its product as uncharacterized. The record is from RefSeq and is a predicted model, not a curated record. Lineage: Eukaryota; Fungi; Ascomycota; Eurotiomycetes; Eurotiales; Aspergillaceae. The transcript has a single exon. Bases 1 to 1041 code for a protein of 346 amino acids.